AUGGAAACAACCGAAGAGUUCUUUCGUCAGAUACAUCAACAACGCUUGCAGCACCCUGGGUACAGUCCGUGCCCAUUUUAUCGCAGAAUGGAAAAUCAUCUACAAGGAGCAUUUUUAAUGCCCAUCUCCCCGUCCUUAAGCACUCCUAACACCGGGACAUUUUCGACGAUGGCUUCAGGUCAACUAUUGAAAAACCAUUUUACGAAAGAUUGCAUAAGGGAGGUAAAACCUGCAGUAAACUCUGCGGUUUAUAAUGGCCCAAGUAUAAAGCAAAAUCCCAGUUCGGAAUAUUCUAGAGUUACGGCGACAGCACCAUCCAAUUUUCCUCUGAAUUUGACCUGCUUGCACAGAGAAAGUGACAGGGAUCUCAAUAAGAAAAAAUACUACACAAAUAUAUUAGAAAACAAGGUUGCAGAAAAUGAGGCUGGAAUUUGUGAAUCUUCCUUGGAAACGUCGUCGGAGAUUUGUUUGCCUUCCAUGCCGCGAAACUUCGAAAACUUCAAUACUGAUUCUCUACAGAUCUACAAUCCUUGUUACGAUAAACGGGAUGAAUCAGGAGCCUCACACUUAAACUAUUGCAAGCAACUUUUGUUAAAUGACGCAGCAAUAUCCCAAUACUGCGGUGCAGUGCGUCGAACAUCAAACAAGAAAUUGUCUCCAGCUUCCCUUUCUCCUCCAACCAGAACCAAUGAGUCAUCCAAAUGCAUUCACAAUGUGCGUCAUGUUCCAGUCAGCCCUAAACCGUUAACUGUAGAAUGCGGUAUCUCCGAGAGAACUGACAUUAACCCGUCCAAUAUAGAACAUCUGAAAAUUUGUAAUGACUCAAACGCCCAGUACACAAACAAUGCAACAAAGGAGAAAAAAGCGAGUAAACUGCGCACAGCCAUGUCAUCACAAAGGAUCGUCUCCGAAAAUAAUGAGCUCCGGAAGAUGGAUUGCAAGGAUGCAGUGAAGUUUGACUUGCUCCAUAGUGAGAAGGAGAAGGUUCCAAUGCUACAGCAAAGGAUGCAAAAGACAGCAUUUUCUCAGACAAUUCACCGACCAGCUGGUAUUAUUGAGGGCGUACUGCUCCAUGCGCACCCAGUUGAAUCGCUGAAGCACGCAGCGAGUAAAGAAAUUAAUCAGAAAUUAGAAAAUACUCGUCUGUUAUCCGUUGUCAGUCAAAAUGAUAACCAUAAAGCAUCUGGAAAUGGAAUGGACACAUAAACAUUAUUUUUGACAACGAAGCUAUUUUGUGCCCUGUAUAUAACUAGUAUGAGAAAUAUGCAUUUAUAAUACAAGCACCAUUUCUAUUUGAUUGA
Dicrocoelium dendriticum is the source of this 1301-nucleotide messenger RNA. NCBI's taxonomy places the organism in Eukaryota, Metazoa, Platyhelminthes, Trematoda, Plagiorchiida, Dicrocoeliidae. The record is from the annotation of a GenBank genome assembly.